Triplophysa dalaica is the source of this 2596-nucleotide messenger RNA. It is a transcript of the gene bbox1, whose product is annotated as butyrobetaine (gamma), 2-oxoglutarate dioxygenase (gamma-butyrobetaine hydroxylase) 1. Bases 169 to 1473 code for a protein of 434 amino acids. The record is from RefSeq and is a predicted model, not a curated record. NCBI's taxonomy places the organism in Eukaryota, Metazoa, Chordata, Actinopteri, Cypriniformes, Nemacheilidae. Gene Ontology annotation, molecular function: gamma-butyrobetaine dioxygenase activity; iron ion binding. Gene Ontology annotation, biological process: carnitine biosynthetic process. Gene Ontology annotation, cellular component: mitochondrion. The transcript is spliced from 8 exons.
GCGAUAUGUGUGCGCAGUAACAGCAGCAGCUGCAUCAGCUAUAACCUUUUACCCACUUCCACCGCCGUGAGUUCUCACGCUUCCUCAGCUCUAUAUAAAGCUCCAAUAACCGAGGCUUAAUUUACCCCAUCGUCACGCAGCCUGUCGACACAAUAAAUCAGAAUCAGGAUGUUAUCCUAUCUUACCCGCUGGAUGUCCAGAGGUGCCGUCCAGGCACUGAAGAAGGCCAGCAGUCGGCCUCAUCUGGUCAAGACUCCUCGUAUUGGGAAUCAGACACUGGCAGCAGCCCCUUUGCCUUUUGCUGGGGGUAGUCCUGGAGUGAGACAGGCCAGAGCGCUGGAUCAGGAGAGGCUGCUGCACAUUGAGUGGGAUGAUGGAACGUGUAGUUUGUAUCCCUUCACCUGGUUGAGAGAUAACUGCCAGUGUCCUCUCUGUAUGCUGCAGUCAGCACAGGCGCGCAGCUUGCUCUUCUCAGAUUUGGAUGUGCAUACCGGGAUGGACCAGGUGCAGCUGAUGGAGAAUAAGGUGUCCAUACUAUGGCCCGAUCAGCACAGCAGUGAGUUUGAGCCUGAGUGGCUCAAGAAAAGAUGUUUUUCUUCUGAGGCAAGACAGGCUCGGCAAGAGGAACUCUUCCUAAAUGAGCGUGAAUACUGGGAUUCUUGCCUAAAGAUCCCCACGUUAGACUUUGAGGAGGUUUUGCACAAUGAUAAGGAAGCAUUGGCCUGGCUGGAGGCUCUGAGACGCAUUGGCAUUGUUUACCUGAGAGGAGCACCAGUGGAGCAGGGCCAGGUGGCCAGACUGAGCCAGAGAAUCGGUUAUCUUCGGCUCACAUUUUACGGACACACGUGGCAAGUGCAGGACAAGCCUAUGGCUAACAAUGUUGCAUAUACGUCUGGGAAGUUGAGUUUGCACACAGACUACCCUGCUCUUCACCAUCCACCUGGAGUGCAGUUCCUGCAUUGUAUCCGUCAGGCUGAGCAAGGUGGUGAGAGUGAAGUGGUCGAUGGGUUUCACGUGGCCGAGCGGCUCAGGACGGAUGAUCCUGAAGCAUUUUCUGUCCUCUCCUCUCUCAGGGUGGAUUUUACAGACAGCGGUGCUGAUUACUGCGACUUCAGCGUGCAGUCCAAAAACCACAUUAUAGAUGUGGACAAUGAAGGUCGGGUUGUGAGGAUCAACUUUAACAACGCCACAAGAGACACAUCGUUGGAUAUGCCUCUGCAUCAGGUUCAACCCUUCUACUCCUCUCUAAAGGCUUUUGUGGACCUGCUCAGCAGACCUGAGAAUGUGUUCACGUACAAAAUGGAGCCAGGUGACUUGGUGACCUUUGAUAACUGGCGUCUGCUGCACGGCCGAAGAAGUUAUGCCUCACGUUCAGUUCAGAGCACAAGACAUCUUGAAGGAGCAUAUCUGGACUGGGAUGAGGUCAUGUCCCGUCUCAGGAUCCUUCGGAAGACUGUUCGAGGAGACAUUUAGACACUAGUGCUUCCACAUUCAGUGACAUUUAUAGCUAGACAACUCAUAGCUAGAUUCAUAUGCAGUCAGUCCUUCGGUAUUGGGUUAAUGUUACUUUAAGGUAACUUUAACAACUACUAACCUCCAGAAGCUUUGAAUUCUAGAAGGGAUUAUUUUGCUGUUGUUGGGGGCACUUCAGUUUUAGCAAUUAGAUUUUUUGGGGGGCUUUUCAAUUCAUAUUUUCUUGCACAUGCCUAGAAAGUUCAUUUAUUUCAUUUCCUUUUGACCAUACAUACAGUAUGAGGGACAGUUUUUGGGAUGGUUUUAAUUUAAAAUGUUUUAUAUGUGAAUAACUGGCUUAAGAAUGGAUCUUAUACUGUUGGGUUUUUCUGCAUCAUCAAUGUUCUCAUUGCUCAUGUUGUGCAUGUUGAGUGGGCACUGAUUGUGCAGAUUGAACCUUUUUAGCUGUUGGUCAUUGUUACCCUUUCCCCCUCAUUCUAAGAUUACAAUUGAAACCAAUUCUAAUUAUGUCUUCAAAUAAUUGUAUCUCCUUUGUUAAAACAUUCAGAUCUUUAUAGAGUCUGAAUUGAGCUGAAAACAGUGUACAUCAUUAGUUUCCCCUAUUUAUUCUAUUUUACUGUAAGUAUAGUUUGUUAAAAUAUGUCCAAAGCACAGAUUCAUUGGUUGUAAAAGUGCCUUUUACAUUUAACAAUGUAUUUCUCUUUUAAUAUUUUUAAAACAUUAUUAGAAACAUCUUUGUACUGAUUGCCAUACACAUCACCCCAGUGGACAUUUGUCUCUGUAACCUUUAUUUUGAAAAAGGCCAAUUUGUGCAACUGCACUAACAAUGCAAACAGAGCAUAUUUAGCUAAAGUCCUGUCUCUUCCAUGAUUGUGUAGAUUAUGUCUUUGUAUGAAAUAUCUAGUAUAAAUUUAAUUUAUUUUGUGUAAACACUAGACAUUGCUUUUGAGCUCAGGAUUACCCAGUGGGUGUUUGAGCGCCUGUAUUUAAAGAUGCUAUAUCGUCAGGUCUUGAUGCCCUGUUAUAAAAAUGCUGUAUGAAUGUAAGUUGCAUUGUAUUGGCAGGAUUCUGACAUGGAUUUUUUAUUUUCUAAAAAACAAUAAAGACAUUAGAAGUUUCGUCA